AUGCCUGACCAAGAGACUCCCUCCAACGAGUACCUAUCACAGCUUCUGGAAAUGGUGGAGGAGGACGAUUUGGUGGCAUGUCACCUGGACGAGGUGAUCAGCAAGGCGGAGUCGAGCACUCUGCAACUACAGACCAGUUUGGAUCAGGCAGGGCGAAAGCUGCCGCAGACGACAGAAGAGCUGCGAAGGAAGUUGAGAAUCGAGGCAAACGCCUGGAUGAUGAUGGCGUCCAAAAUGAAGAACAAGCCGUAUUUACAAAACCUGGAGCUGCAGCAUUUUGACAGAUUACAGGACGCCUACAAGAAGCAACUGAGUUUGGGGGUCACCUUGAAGCAGGUUUGCGCCGAUGCAGAACUGAAGGAUCCACCAGAGGAAGACCUGCACUUCUCCUUGGUGCAAUCGGGUUGCGCUGGGCCUCCUUUGCAGGCGGCAUGGGCUGGACGCAAAGAUGAGUUUAUUGAUGGGUUUGGAGAGUGCAGCCCAGGAAGGUGGCAUCCGGCAGCCAGAGGUUUGCGCAAAACCGCAGUGCAGAGGGCCUUCGUUCAGCGUCUUCGUGGCAUCCUGGACGAAUUUUGCUUGAACAACUUGCCGGACGUUGCUAGGUCAACAUUCAUGCUGGCCACCGGGAAGAUACAACAGUCACCUUUCUCGGACAGCGCUAUUGCGAACCUCCGCAGCAAAUGGUUCUCGCUCCUGCCAAACAGUUCCCUGGCCGCAGAGAUACCGGAGUUUCAGCCGUUCUACUUGCAUGCUCUUUCGCAGACUAUGGAGAUGUUGGGAGACCCUGACUUUGCCAUCCUGGACAGGGAGUCCGAUGGCAACUUUGCUGAGGGGGUGCCUGUGGGGCACCGCGAGCCCCUAUCUCAUGUUUGCCAGGUUUUCAGAAAGCGGAGGAAGGAUCAGAAGUAUGACGAGACUGAGCUCCAACUAGACAUGAUGAACUUCCAGACGGACUCAGAUGCGGAAAAGGCCUUGCAACAGCAGUUUGCAGAGGAGGAGGCCUUUUGGGACGUCUGGCUCUACACGUCUCUGAGCGGGAUUGGGUUCUUGGUGUGCCUAAUCAUGGCGGGCGUCCCUUUUGCCUACCACAACUUCCGCGGAGGACUGCAACUGGACUUCGUGGGUUACUGGUUGGACUACACUCGUUUUUCCUUGGGCAUCGCUGAGCGGAGAGUGCGGUGGAUUCUGGACUUUGUGGCAAGUCUGGAGCGCGAUGGAUCUCUGGUUGAGGUGCGCCGUUACCAGGAGUUCCACGGGCGUUUGGGCUUCAUGUCGCAGGUCCUGCCCUGGAUUCGCCCCUUCUUGGCUCCUGGCUACGCUUGGCUCGCUAAGGCCAAGCCGGGUGCAGUCAUGAAGGUGCCGGAUGCAGUCUCUUUUUGCAACGCUUUCAUUCGGGACAAGUUGAUGGCUGGGGUGAGGCUUACCCCUUGCCACCCGCGCGAGUGGAUUUGUGGUGAGCUGUUCAGAUGCGAUGCCAAGUGCGCCGAACAGGAAGUUGUCUUGGGCGGCUGGUUGUGCCUGAGCCAGAUGGACCCCGCUAAGCCCCUGGUACAGCUUGAGGUUGUCGCCGAAGGACGUUCCUUGGCUCUUCCGGUCGGGCAUCAAGUUGGGCGAGCGCUACGGCAGAGCUUUUAG
Molecule: messenger RNA, 1635 nt
Organism: Effrenium voratum
Lineage: Eukaryota; Dinophyceae; Suessiales; Symbiodiniaceae
Source: the annotation of a GenBank genome assembly